This is a messenger RNA of Danio aesculapii, 641 nucleotides long. RefSeq lists its product as uncharacterized. NCBI's taxonomy places the organism in Eukaryota, Metazoa, Chordata, Actinopteri, Cypriniformes, Danionidae. The transcript is spliced from 3 exons. The record is from RefSeq and is a predicted model, not a curated record. The coding region runs from base 324 to 641 and encodes 105 amino acids.
UCUUAUCUCUAAUCUUAAUUAUGAUGCUCAUUUUGCUACUCCUUUUUUAAAUAGAUGUAUUGAUCUGUUGUCAAGCUGGAGUGGCAGAUCUACUAACUGCUCUGGGAUCAAAUGUUACCAUAAACUGUGAUCUUGAUGAAAAUGAUGUUUAUUGGAUCUUACUGAAAACUCCAGAUCCACCAACAGUGAUUUUGCGAUCAUUCUCAACAACAGCAUCGUCUUUAUACUUAAAUAAAACAUUCAAAAUCAAAUAUUCAGUGCAGUUUAAACAUCGUCUGGUUAUUAAUUACCUCACUGCUGAUGAAUUUGGAAUUUAUUACUGUAUGAGCACACGCACACCUCCACAAUUCAGCAGCAGCACCACAAUAUACAUCAAAACCGAACCAGGUCAACUAACUGAAUUAAAUGAGUGUCUCAAUCAUACAGCAGAGGUGUUUAUGGAACAGAAUCCAAUACAAUGGCAGAUUAUUGGCUUCAUAUCUGCGCUGAUGUGUGGCUGUCUGCUCAUUGUGCUGAUUGUUUCAUCUUUAGUUUUUGCUGCUGGAAAAACAGAGAGGCUGGAAAAACACAUUCAUGCUGCUGAUAUACUGCGAACUCAAGUUACAUAUCAGCCUCAAGACCCAAACAAAUCAGGUAAAUGA